Messenger RNA from Myotis brandtii (Brandt's bat), 1948 nucleotides. RefSeq names its product caspase 7, apoptosis-related cysteine peptidase (gene CASP7). The record is from RefSeq and is a predicted model, not a curated record. The coding region runs from base 123 to 1049 and encodes 308 amino acids. Gene Ontology annotation, cellular component: cytoplasm. Lineage: Eukaryota; Metazoa; Chordata; Mammalia; Chiroptera; Vespertilionidae. Gene Ontology annotation, biological process: apoptotic process; proteolysis. The transcript is spliced from 7 exons.
GUGCGCUGGUCGGGCGGCCCGACCGCUUGCGCUGCAACUUUGGGGAGAGGGCUGUCCGCGCAUCGCUCGCUUGGAUUUGCUUGUUCUCCUUUCCCUCCUAGCCAGCGGGCUGGCGUCACCCGAUGGCAGACGAUCAAAAUUCUGUCGAUCAAAACUCUGUCGGGGAGCAGGGAGCUGGGGAGUCAGCAAGUGAAGAUGCAAUUGAUGCUAAGCCAGAUCGGUCCUCCGUUGUGUCCUUAAUCCGGAGUAUGAAGAAGAAAAAUGACUCUGGGAAAUCCAACAAGACCACCCAGGAGCAAGAGCCUACAUAUCAGUAUAGCAUGAAUUUUAAGAAGGUGGGCAAAUGCAUCAUAAUAAACAACAAGAAAUUCGACGAAUCGACAGGUAUGUCCGUCCGGACCGGAACGGACAAAGAUGCCGGGUCCCUUUUCAAUACCUUCCGAGACCUGGGUUUCGACGUGGUGGUGUAUAACAACUCCUCUUGUGCCCAGAUGCAAGAAGUGCUGAAAAACGCCUCUAAGGAGGACCACAGUAAUGCAGCCUGCUUCGCCUGCGUCUUGUUGAGCCACGGAGAAGAAAACUCGAUUUACGGAACGGACGGCAAGAUGGACAUCAAGGACUUGACGAGCCUUUUUCGGGGGGAUAGAUGCACUACUCUGAUAGGGAAACCCAAACUCUUCUUCAUCCAGGCGUGCCGAGGGACAGAGUUCGAUGACGGGAUCCAGGCCGACUCGGGGCCUAUCGGUGACACAGAUGCCAGCCCUCGACAGAAGAUCCCCGUCGAGGCCGACUUUCUCUUCGCCUAUUCCACAGUGCCAGGCUAUUUCUCGUGGAGGAACCCAGGAUAUGGCUCCUGGUUUGUGCAGGCCCUCUGCGCCACCCUGAACGAGCAUGGGAGAAGCCUGGACCUCUUGCAGAUCCUGACCAGGGUGAACUACAAGGUGGCCAGGAACUUCGAGUCUUGGUCCAACGACCCGCAAUUCCACGAGAAGAAGCAGAUCCCGUGUGUGGUCUCCAUGCUCACCAAGGACCUCUACUUCCCUAAGUAGCUUUGCCCACGGGUGCCGUGUAGCUGGAAAGCAAUGGAUCCUUUAUUGAUGAAUCUGAUCUUUUUUUUUAUGCUCUUUAAAUUUUCAUAAAUUCUAAAGGAUUUUUCUUUCAGGAAAAUUUCUUGGUUAAUUGGGAAAAGGGUGCUAUCUUAUUUUCACAAUGUUAUCUACACGACGACUUUGUCAUUUCCUCUUAAUAUUCUGGGUUUUGGGGGUUUUUUUUGGUUUGUACUUUUCCUCUGGUUGUCACACGUAGCACAUACAACAACAAUUACCUCUGCAGGUGACUCUUGGCGGUGUCCACUGUGGGCGGGGGUGCCUUUGAUGGACACUUAGAGUCAUGUUGGUACCUCUCAACGAGUCCCAGUGCUUGACAAAACACAGCUAAGGGGGUGGUCUUCCCGAUAUUGCGGGAGGUCUCCCCAAGAGCUGGAACCAUGGUGGGGGGCUGCCUGGUGGGAGCCAGCACCCCCAAGGAGAGAGGAGUUAUGGAAAAUGGAGUCCUGGCAGGGACAAGCCCACUGCCUGAGAUGGGGCAACACCAGAUGAGUCAGACAUGGAGAAGUACCCUGGCUUCACCUCUUCUGCCCUCCGAGUCUUCCUCCGGCACUUACCCUUCCAGGCCCACGUGGAAGCCAGUUGACAAGGGGGCUGGGAAGUGUAUUUCCCUGUAAUACAGCAGAGGAAGGGACAGUGAAUGGGGCGGGGGAGGAACAAGGAGUGGAUGUAAGCUGCCCAUAAUGUGAAUAGAAGUAAUUAUAUUUCCUGAUGUUUAGCGAUUCCUCCAUUCAGUCUUUUAUUCAUUCAGUUGUCAGAUAAUCUAUGUAUCACCUGCUAUGUGAAAACAAAUCUGUUUUAGCUCUAAUAAAUACCUGAAACUUUUCAGAUGAUUCCCAGCC